AUGAUUUGUCAAGCUAUGAACGCUCAGGAGCUUGUAGUUGCCGCAGCCCGUCAAUGUUUGUCCACUGGAAGGAAAUCUCUCUCCGUCCCUCAGAGUCUUAACGUGGCUGCUCAACUCUUAGCAGUUGAUUUGGCCCUCAAACCCGCUCUGUUGUAUGACGCCAACAGCGCCAGUGCAGAGCAGGUGCAUCGGUUCUUGCGCUCGUGUCAGUCGUCCCGGCUUGUGUCUGGAUCCCUUGUCACCUUGGACUUGAAUGGUAACAGCCUCAUCGUUAACCUGGUUGCGGUGCGAUCCAAUCUAGAGAGGAUGCUUGACAACGGUGGUCCUGUGGUGAUUGACGUUUGCAGCUCACUGGAGAAGCCAGCCAUCAUGGAGCCUGUCAGAGCAGGGCUGAAGAGCAUUGCAGGAGCGCUCCUUUCACUCCUAAAAAGGUUUGAUACCACAAAGGAUGCGGACCAAGGCGUUUAUGUGGCAGAAGGAUCAGAUGUGUGGAACUUGAGCACCGUCUUCGGACUGUUGCUGGGUUACCCUGCCACAUACUGGUUCGACCAAACCAAGAGCUUUGAAAACUGUCUUGCUAUGACCCCCUUGAUGGUGACCAAUGCAGCUGCAACAUGGCCGGCAGAUACCAAUAGCCAUAAAUGUUGUCUGUAUUCAUUCAGCAUCCCCGCCCUUCUACAUAAUGAGACCUUUUCCAACGUGGAGAAGUGGAAAUUUGGCCUUCAAGAGAGAUUCCAGCAGCAAAAUGUCCUAAAAGAGCUCACUAUUUGUCAAACUGCAGUCACUCUGCCGUCACUCUGCUUGUGA
Messenger RNA from Nerophis lumbriciformis (worm pipefish), 807 nucleotides. Lineage: Eukaryota; Metazoa; Chordata; Actinopteri; Syngnathiformes; Syngnathidae. The record is from RefSeq and is a predicted model, not a curated record.